CGUGUAUUGUUGUUGUAUUUGCAGGUGUGAUGGCGGCGACGCAGCUGCCCCCUGGAGGCGGUGGUGGGGGUGGUCGACUGUCGCCAAUGGUGUGUCCACUGGCCAAGCUGGGUCGCGCCGCCUCCCCGGACGACACCCAGCAACCUCCGCGCGGCUACCGCGCAUCGCCCAGUGCGCAGCUCGACUACCGCGCAUCACCCAGUGCGCAGCUCGACUACCGCGCAUCACCCAGUGCGCAACUCGACUACCGCGCAUCGCCCAGUGCGCAGCUAGACUUGGACUGCUCCAGCAAGCAGCGCGCCAGCUACAAAAUACGCGCUGCGUCUUCGCCGCUCGACUACAAGCUGCGCAGUAAAUCACCACCUUCCACCACACAGUUGGACUACCGCGCAUCCCCUAGUACCCAAUUAGACUAUCGUGCAUCCCCUAGUACCCAACUAGACUAUCGUGCAUCCCCUAGUACCCAACUGGACUAUCGUGCAUCCCCUAGUACACAGUUGGACUACCGUGCGUCACCCUAUUCGUUGUUGAGGUGUUCAUCGCCCCCCACCUGUCACCAGGUGGACCAAGGCUACCACACACUGGUGUCGCCCUGCUGUUGGCCAACGGACACCACCGCCACCGACACCCCUACCUCUCCCCUCCACCUAGCAACCAAGUCCAAGCGAUCGCUUGUCAAGUGGUCGCCGUUUGACCGACUCCCGGACGACGUGGUGGUGAAGAUCUUAGGGUGGCUAGGCUCAAGCAGCGACCUGUGCGUGGCGGGGCGCGUGUGUCGACGCUGGGCGCGCCUGGCCUGGACGCCUGAGCUGUGGCGCACAGUGUGGCUGGCGGGGGAGGGGCGGCAAGGCGACCAGGCGCUCAAGGCCAUCUUGCGACGCAUCUGCGGGCGCACCGUUGAGCGAGUUGUUAUCGCUGACGGCGCUAAACUAUCAGACAAGGGCCUGGCACUGGUGGCUCGUCGCUGCCCCGCCCUGACUCACCUGCAGCUGCAUGGCUGCGCCACCGUCACCAACGCUGCACUCUUCGAGUUGGUCGCUCGCUGUCCCGGCCUCCAUCAUCUCGACAUCACCGGUUGUCUGCAGAUCUCCAGCAUCAGCCUGAGCAGCGGAGUGGGGGGUUCCGAACUGUCGCGGCGACUGCUGCUGCAAUACCUCGACCUCACCGACUGCGCAGCCAUAGACGACUCAGGUCUCCGCGUCAUCGUACGCAACUGUCCGCAGCUGGUCUACCUUUACCUCCGACGCUGUCUCAAAGUCACCGACGCGGGCAUCAAGUUUGUGCCGAGCUUUUGCGGGACGCUGCGGGAACUGAGUGUAUCUGACUGCCACCUGGUGACCGAUUUUGGGUUAUACGAGUUGGCUAAACUGGGCGCGACACUGCGCUAUCUGUCGGUGGCCAAGUGCACUCAGGUCAGCGACGCCGGUCUCAAGGUCAUUGCCAAACGCUGUUACAAGCUGCGGUACCUCAACGCCAGGGGAUGCGAGGCUGUUAGCGACGACGCUAUCACGGUGCUAGCUCGCUCUUGCCCGCGUCUGCGUGCCCUGGACAUCGGCAAGUGUGACGUCAGCGACACAGGCCUGCGUGCACUGGCCGAGAGCUGCAUGAACCUCAAGAAGCUGAGUCUGCGUCAGUGCGACCUGGUCACCGACCGCGGAGUGCAGUGUGUCGCUUACUACUGUCGCGGACUCACCCAGCUCAACAUACAAGACUGCCAGAUCUCGCUCGAAGGCUACAAGGCCGUCAAGAAGUACUGCAAACGCUGCAUCAUCGAACAUACCAAUCCGGGAUUUUUCUAAACCAUAUGAAACUUGUAUACUAAAUUCUUGUGUAUAUUGGCCAGAACGUUUUGUAAAUGUAUCACAUUGAACAAACAAAACAGGGAUAUUUCAAAACGGAAAAUUCUUCAGCCUGGUUUCUUGGACACUUAUUAAAUCUAAUGGAUCAUCAAGGGCCGGUUUCCGAGCUCGGGAUUUAGCUAAGUACUAGACUUUAAACAGCUGGUGUCAGAUAAUUAACUUUCCAAA
This is a messenger RNA of Nilaparvata lugens (brown planthopper), 2027 nucleotides long. RefSeq names its product F-box/LRR-repeat protein 7 (gene Fbxl7). NCBI's taxonomy places the organism in Eukaryota, Metazoa, Arthropoda, Insecta, Hemiptera, Delphacidae. Gene Ontology annotation, cellular component: SCF ubiquitin ligase complex. The record is from RefSeq and is a predicted model, not a curated record. The coding region runs from base 30 to 1799 and encodes 589 amino acids. Gene Ontology annotation, biological process: SCF-dependent proteasomal ubiquitin-dependent protein catabolic process. The transcript has 6 exons. Gene Ontology annotation, molecular function: protein binding.